AUAAUUAAAACAAGACGUAACGUUCAAGCUUUAAGUUAUCCUGCCUUUUGGAAGAAUAAUGUCAAUCCUUCACUCAAGAAGUUUUUAGACUUCCGGUUCCACGCAGGUGAUUUGGAAGAUCCGAAAGUAGAGCACUAUCGUUAUCAAAGCGAAUUGAAUACCAUCAGCAAGUACUACUCUGAAGUAUCUGAAAUCGGCCAGCAAGUGUUAAAGUGGAAGAGUGAUUUCAAGGAGGAUAAAAGGUCUGAUUCAGUAAAGCUUUUUUGGAAUCUACAAGACGUCGUUAUGGAGUCUGAGCUAAUUGAUGAGAAAUCAAUAUUGCAGUGGAACAGGUCUCAAGAGACGUCAUCUGCUGUACAAAAAAAACAAAUUUCAAUCUACACAACUGCAUCACCAACGAAAAAGAAAGGAAAUUCUUCUUCGACUAAGAUGGUUCUUAGGGAAAAGAGGAAGGUAGACUAUACCGAACCAGAGACGGAUUCCGAUUCUUACGAAGAGAAGAAACCGAAGAAGCCUAAGAGAGUAGGCACUACAAGUAAUACCCAUUCACAAUCGUCAGAAUCUCAACCACCCAGAACUCCGCUACAAGCACCUUGGGAUUUGAGUCCGUUGAUGACGACGCCUAAUAAACGACCGUUUGAAAAGGAAGUUCAGCACACUCACCCCAUAUGUGCUUUUGAUAAAACGGUCUCGGAGUUAUCUUCAGAAAUCGGUGAGGAGCUCGCUAUUGAGCUGUUCUCUGUUCGUGAUGCCAACCCUACAAUAUGGACACCCGAUUUGGAAGAAUAUAUAAAUACCGUUCUCAAGGAAACCGGAAUUAGGUUUAAAACUGCAGUUCAGGUUAAUGUUCCGGAUGAACUUUUCCGGUUGUAUUGGGAGAAAGUUCUCCUCGACUUCUACAAUCUCGUAGAUAUUAAUCCUACGAUGGACCGAAAUAUAGGCGAACGGAAAUUUAUUACAUAUCAAAUAUCAUCGAUUUUAAAAUUUUAUGAGAGGACGUUUUUGAAUCUCAACCUCGACUGGAUUGAAAGUCAUGCGUCUUCAGCAAAAAUAACAAAAUCCACGACAAAUUCAGGCAUAGUCAAAGUAGAUUCUAGGGCAAUUCGUCGUUUAGAUGGGCAAGAAGUUUGGCAUAUGGAAACCGUGCAAAACAACGGACUUACAUUCGCUUGGUGA
Molecule: messenger RNA, 1176 nt
Organism: Funneliformis geosporum
Lineage: Eukaryota; Fungi; Glomeromycota; Glomeromycetes; Glomerales; Glomeraceae
Source: the annotation of a GenBank genome assembly